AGUAUAUUACGUGUUUCCUUCACUCUAACUUAAAACUAUGUCUGGUCGCGGUAAAGGUGGCAAAGUAAAGGGAAAGUCAAAGACUCGUUCAAGUCGUGCUGGUCUCCAGUUCCCAGUGGGUCGUAUUCAUCGUAUGUUGCGCAAAGGCAACUACGCAGAACGUGUUGGAGCUGGUGCUCCAGUGUACUUGGCAGCUGUCAUGGAAUACCUUGCUGCUGAAGUACUCGAGUUAGCAGGUAACGCUGCUCGUGACAACAAGAAGACUCGUAUCAUCCCACGUCAUCUCCAGCUGGCCAUCCGUAACGAUGAAGAGUUGAACAAACUUCUUUCUGGAGUUACUAUUGCUCAAGGUGGAGUUCUGCCCAACAUCCAAGCUGUCUUAUUGCCCAAGAAGACCGAAAAAAGCAGUUCCUAAAUUACUAAUCCACUUUCCUAAUAAACAAAACGGCCCUUUUCAGGGCCACCAAAUUUUUCAAAACGUUAAAAACUUUCUCGUUCACAAAUUAGGUGUUCAGUUUCAAAGAUAGAUAAUCAUAAUUUCGAUAGUAUAAAAAGAAAUUAGUCUGUAAUGAGCAAUCAUUUUUUUUUCAAUAGAGUAGCUGAAGUUUUUUGAUCAGAACUUUUUUACGCGCGUUUGGGAUGGGAACCUAACACAGAAAAAGUGAAACUUCGUAAAAAAGUACAAUGGAAAUGAGCGAGAGAGAGGGCAUUUAUUGAGUAUGCAUAACUUUUUAUAAUUUGUGUUUAUUCAACAUAAACGAUAAAAUGUAAGUUAUUUAAUAACAAUAACAUAAUUAAUAUAUUAAUAAUAAUAUACUAUAUAACAUUAAAAUAUAAA
Molecule: messenger RNA, 838 nt
Organism: Microplitis demolitor
Lineage: Eukaryota; Metazoa; Arthropoda; Insecta; Hymenoptera; Braconidae
Product: histone H2A
Exons: 1
Coding region: 38-415 (125 amino acids)
Cellular component (GO): nucleosome
Molecular function (GO): DNA binding; protein heterodimerization activity; structural constituent of chromatin
Source: RefSeq, a predicted model, not a curated record